AUGGCGCCCUCUGCCAUCGACACUGAACCGGCACCGCAGCCAGCAAAACAUGUUCUGAUCAAGCCUUGGAGUCGGCCACAAUAUACGAAAGAGGAGCUUGAUUGGGCUCCACUUACUACAAUCGACCUAUCCCGUUUUGACGAGGUAGGAGGCAAACAAGAGUUGGCUAAACAACUUUAUGAUGCCGUCACUCGGGUCGGCUUCUGGACUGUCGUCAAUACAGGCAUCGACGACAGCAAGGUUCUCCGUCAAUUCAGCAUCGGCAACACCUUUUUCAAGCAACCAGUUGAAGAAAAGCGCUUCUUCCCUUGUAAUUUUGCAGAAGGAGAGUACUUCGGCUACAGGGAGAACUCCCGCUGGGUAGGAGAUACUGGCGUCAAAGAGAACGUUGAGAUGCUCAAUAUCCAAAAGCCUAUUCCUUUCUAUGAGAAUGUGCCGAAGCAUCAAAUCGUCCGGGAAAACUGGGAAGAGAUUUCGGCAUUCCAUCGCGAACUAUGGGACAAGGUCCUCCGCAAGCUAUAUGUGCUUAUUGCCAUUAUUCUCGAGCUCCCCGAAAACUAUUUCGUGGACGCACAUGCUUACGAUGGAGAGUCCGAUGACCACCUUCGAUACAUGAUCUACAAUAUAAGAACUCAGGACGAGUGGGACAAGGCUCAAGCGUAUACCACAGGCGGCCAUACAGACUUUGGCAGCCUCACCUUACUAUUCUCGCAGCACGUCGCAGGCUUACAGAUCCGGACACCUGAAGGGCAAUGGAAGUGGGUGAAACCGGUUGAAGGAGGUAUCACGUGUAAUGCAGCCGACACUUUGUCUUUCCUUACAAACGGCUUCAUCAAAUCAACAGUGCACCGGGUGGUCACACCUCCAAAAGAUCAAAUGCACAUCGCUCGCCUAGGCUUGCUCUAUUUCAGUCGCCCUGGAGCUCAGACUCCUAUGAGGACCGUCCCAUCACCCGUCCUUGAGCGUCUUGGUCUGCUAUCGGACGAGGACAGGGACCCUAACAAACCCGUUCCUACAGGGACCGAGUACGUCCGGGCGCGGGUUAAAGAUGUACAUCACAAGACGGUGAUAGAAAAGCGCGAAGGGACCUCUUUCAACUUCAAGGGAAUGAAGGUCCAGAACUACUAUGACUAG
Molecule: messenger RNA, 1134 nt
Organism: Fonsecaea multimorphosa CBS 102226
Lineage: Eukaryota; Fungi; Ascomycota; Eurotiomycetes; Chaetothyriales; Herpotrichiellaceae
Exons: 3
Coding region: 1-1134 (377 amino acids)
Molecular function (GO): dioxygenase activity
Source: RefSeq, a predicted model, not a curated record